UACAUUGCAUAGACAAUAUUGUUGUCAUUUGAGAAGAAGAAGAAAUGGUCAAAAUACUAUCUUUAUCAGUCAUAAUUGCACUAGCCUUAUGCCACGGUUGUGCGCAAGGAGCGCCACCGACGGCGGCGGCUCCGCCGCCUUCCGCCCAGGAGUUCUUGGAAGCGCACAACCAAGCACGGGCGGAAGUGGGCGUCGCCGCACUGAACUGGAGCCCGAUGCUCGCCACCGCCGCAAGUCUAGAGGUCCGUUACCAGCGGGACAAGAAGAACUGCGGCUUCGCCGACACAAGCAGCGGCAAGUACGGCGGCAACCAGAUGUUGGCGGGCGGAAUGGCGGUGCCGCCGCGCAUGGCGGUGGAGAAUUGGGUUGAAGAGAAGAGCUUCUACGACUACGCUAACAAUUCCUGCGCUUCAGACCACACGUGCGGCUCGUACACCCAGGUUGUUUGGAAGAAAUCGCUGGAAUUGGGUUGUGCUCAGGCGACUUGUACUAAAGACCAGGUUACCUUAACCAUAUGUUUCUACAAUCCUCCCGGAAACAUCAUCGGAGAGAGGCCGUACUAAUGCGUAUCUUGGUCUUGUUAACCCAGAGUCAAGAUUCAAGAUGUUCUUCGUAUCCAGAGAAAUAAGAUUUAAAUAUUAUUGGUCAAAUAAUGGUACUACAUUGUACUAAUGCUCGGUUGUUUGUCGGAUUAAGUUUUCCUUAUGAACUAUUUGUGCAUUAAUUCCAGCUUUCUUUAAUUCCAACCAAAUUUGUCAGGCUGUUAAUUUGAUAA
Ipomoea triloba (trilobed morning glory) is the source of this 775-nucleotide messenger RNA. RefSeq names its product STS14 protein-like. Bases 45 to 563 code for a protein of 172 amino acids. Lineage: Eukaryota; Viridiplantae; Streptophyta; Magnoliopsida; Solanales; Convolvulaceae. The transcript has a single exon. The record is from RefSeq and is a predicted model, not a curated record.